Molecule: messenger RNA, 8204 nt
Organism: Phragmites australis (common reed)
Lineage: Eukaryota; Viridiplantae; Streptophyta; Magnoliopsida; Poales; Poaceae
Exons: 4
Coding region: 1-1071 (356 amino acids)
Source: RefSeq, a predicted model, not a curated record
AUGCCCCAGGUCACUCGGUUGUCGUGGAGGGUGGCUGACAACAGGUUGUCAAGAAGAAAAGGCGUCGUUCUCCACGCCCACCGCCGCCGCCGCCUUCAAGAUGUCAGCAGGAGGGACACCGUGCACACCAGUGUAAGCGUCCUCGCUCCCCGUCGGCACCUUGGUCGAAACCGCCCAACCUCCAGGCUGCUGGUCGCUCUCCUCCAAUGCUGUCCCGUGGGAUGCCCCACCGCCUCCACAACCUUCGUCCUCCCAGCUUCGGCUGAUCAUAGAUGCCUCCCCAAGGCCAUCUGCUGCGUCACAGUCCACGGGACGUUCUUUCUCGCCACCGGCCAUUUGUGCGGCCGAGUCUCCGCCGUCAACACCGCAGUUCUUCGGUUCGGUUCCUUUGGCCUCUGCGUCAACUCAUGUGGAUUUCGCGCAUCGGCUGGAUUUGCACCUCUGCUUCGUCCCCCGCUCCGAGCCCCUGGUUCAGGAGGAGGCCAGGCUUGCGCACGCUCUCGUGGCGCUCGUAGUUGGAACUCGGCCCUUCGUGGACGUGGGAGCCAAGUUAGGUCGUUUCUAACGUACUCCUUUGGGGUCAAUGGGGAGGAUUUCUCUGUCCACAGAGGUUGCCUCGAGGAUGUCCUGAUCGUCUUCCGGAGCUCGGCGUCCCGUGACUUGGUGCUCCAUUCUGCGAUGCCUUCCGGAGCACCGUUCCAGCUGAAGUUUAGGCCGUGGGGACGACAAUCGCUGGCCAACGUGCGAUCCCUGCUAUUCCGCGUUUUGCUUAAGCCUAGAGGGAUCCCGACCCAUGCGUGGCACCUUUCCACCGUGGAGCGCAUUCUCAGCUCCUCGUGCACCAGCCUGAUCCUAACGCCGGACACCAUGGCCAGGGAUGACUUGUCCUGCUUUCGUGUGGUCGCUUGGUGUGCAGACCCUGGUCUCAUCCCGAAGGAGGUUGAUCUGAUAGUGCCGGAACCAGUGGAGCAGUUCGUUGACAUUGGCCUCUUCUUGCGCCCAGAUGAGAUCAUUCAUUCCAAGCAACUUUGCCUCAGUUACAAGGUCGCUAUUCAUCUCAUAGAAGUCUAGGAUUGGCAUUUGCCUUCUGGCUCCUUCGAUGGCGGGACCUCAUCGGAUAACUGGGAUAACGAUGUCGACGAAUACCCAGGGUUCGAUCAGCAUGGCCGGUCCAUGCCUUUGCCAAAACGUACGAGGCUUCAUGAGCCACCAGAGGGUGCUGACGCAGGCCCUUGUGGUGGGGGCGCAGCAGGUUCCUCUGGGACGUGGCGUUCGUUCUUCGGCGGCCGCGCUGGCGACACUUCGAUCCUCUCGUCGGGAGCUCUGGGGCGGUCUGGCUAGCCGCCGGUGUCUGCUCCGGUUUGGUCCAGGCUGGGCCCACUCAAAUUUGGUCGUUCGAACAAGAGAACCUGUUUCCCAAAAAGAGCCUGCUGCAGAUAAAAGCGUUCUGGCCGGGGAAAAGGAUUCGGCGGCCCAUGCCUCUACGCUGCAAAGACUUGUCCUCAUGGUCCAUCGGGACCCAUUCUCGGAAUCCUUCGACCCCAUGCUCAUUGAGAGUGUGUCUGUUCCUAAUCUCCCGCAUUGCCUAAACCUAUUCGACGCUAUAUUCCGACACCCUGACGGUGACAUGUCGCUGGUCUGGGACCCCAUGCUCUUGGAGGCCUCUUGGUCGCGAGCUAGCCCUGUGAUGAUGGACCAGACGCCGGUCACUCACGUGAGGACUUCUGAACACUUGGCCUGUGAACUGUUGUCUUCUGAGGCAUCGCCAAACAACUGCUCUUUCUCCGCUAACAUGCCAGGUUCUGUGGUCUCCGAGGACUUGCCAAAUGACAACGUCUCAGUUCCUUCGAGCCUCGUGGUUGAUUUUCUUGCCCCUUUGUUGGUUCAGGCCACGCCGGAAGUUGGGUUGCGAGGGAUCUAGGAUGGUUGCCUCUCUGGGUCUGCCCUGGCUUUUCCUCCUAUCUUGGGCCCUUCUUCUAAGCCACCCCCAACUCUCUUGGGUUGGGCUGCUUUGGACGGGCUCUCGAGCCCUCGGGGGGUUCGUCUGUUGCCCCCCUCCACCAAGGUCCGUCAGAUCAUUGAGAUUGAUGGCUUGCUGGACAAUGCUAGCGAGUGUGCCCUGGUCGCAAAAGUGUCGUCACCCCGACCAGCGCAUGUCUACCCGCCCAAAUCUUGCACCCUUGUCUAUCAUAGGCGCAUUCUCGUCAGCAGCCCAUGCAUCUACGCCGCAGUCCCCGUCACGGACGACUGAGGAUGAGUUCUUUGAUCGGGUAGCUAUUCGCAUGUCAGCGCUGCUGGAGGCGUCGCCUCCCACCACGCACCAGAGCAAAUCAACUUCUUUGGCGACCCCCAACCGCCGUAACAGGCGCUUGGCAAGCAAUGGUCGUGCCCCCCAGGUGAAUGCUGUCCGUCGUGCGCAGUUGGUCUUAAUGAAGAAACUGGGCAUUCUCUCUGAAGGGGAAUGCGUCGAUCAGGAGGCACAAGAUGAAUACAUGUGUUUGUUCAGCAACCCGCUCUCUCGUGCACACCUUGUAGCUCUAGCGGCACUCUUCGGUUGGAUGGUGCCGGAGGAGUGUGAGGUCAGGACAGUGGAUUUCAUUGCCACUGGAUGUUGAAUUCCUUUCGUUGUUUCCUGUGGUCGUCUCUAAUCAUUUAACUAUGAAUGUUGAAAACAUCCUCGUUUGGAAUGUUCGUGGCCUUAAUAAGCAGGCGUGUCGCAACUCCGUACGUGAGCUUGUGAAUGCGAUGAAGCCCAACAUCGUCUGUUUACAGGAAACAGAGGUCUCCAUUAUGUCUACAACGAUCAUCCUCUCCGCCCUUGGGCCGGUGUUUGAUCAGUUCGUCGCGUUGCCUACCUCUGGGACGCGAGGAGGCGUCCUUUUAGCAUGGAAAGGAGCUUCUUGCAUUGCCACCUCCUCCUGGGUCGACUCCUACUCCGUGUAUGUCCAAUUUGUGGGUGAUCAUGGCAUACAUUGGUGGUUUACUAGUGUGUAUGGACCCCAGCUUGACGUGGAGAAGCUUUUGUUUUUGCAAGAGUUGCGUGAUGUGCGCACCGGUUGUUUGGGCCCCUGGGCGGUCACUGAGGAUUUUAACAUGAUCUAUAGAGCGGUUGACAAAAAUAACGCAAAUGUAGACUGUGCCAUGAUGGGUCGUUUUCACCGUCUACCGGGUGGUCUUGAGCUUCAGGAGAUCGAUCUUCUAGGUCGUCGUUUCACUUGGUCAAAUGAGUGCUCUGCACUGACGUUGGUACAUCUCGACUGGGUUUUUUGCACGACGGAUUGGGCUCAGCUCUUCCCGGACUGUCUCCUCCAAAGUUCGACCGUGGGCAUAUCGGACCACUGCCCACUUCUUCUGUGUCUCAGGGUCAUUCGCUCUAGAAAGUCGCGAUUCCAUUUCGAGUGUUUUUUGGCCUCAGCUUCCUGGCUUUCACGAGGCUGUCGCCAUGGCUUGGUCAGCUCCGGUCCAGAACCAGUGCACGCUGUCUCGCUUGGCAACUAAGCUCUCCAACCUUAACCGUGCCUUGCAUGCCUGGAGCAGCACACAACCGGCAGUGUAUCCUCUCGGCUCCAUCUGGCAAGGGAACUGCUACAUCGCCUCGACAUCGCUCAAGACAGUAGGGUGCUCUCUUGUUUGGAAGACUGGUUGCGCCGCCGUCUGAAAUUGCACUGUCUUGCGCUUGCUUCCCUCCAACGCACCAUAGCGCGCUCUCGGUUGCGCCUCACGUGGCUUCAAGAGGGGGAUGCAAAUACGUCCUUCUUCCACCUACAUGCGAGGUUCCGCAAUCGUAAGAACUACGUUGCCAGGCUUAAGGUUGAUGAUCUUGUGUUGACCAGCCACGAUGACAUGCAGAAGAUUGUUUGGGAAUAUUUUCACAAAUUGAUUGGCACGCCACACCAGCGCAGCUUCACUUUAAAUCUCACUGUAAUCCUCCCCUCCGCAGCUGAUCUUGAUGUGUUGGAGCUCCCAUUCACCGAGUGGGAGGUGUGGCACACGAUUAGACAGAUACCGUCGGAUAAAGCGCCGAGACCGGAUGGAUUUACGAGUCGUUUCUAUAAAGAGUGUCGGACGGUGAUCAAAGAAGAUAUCAUGGUUGCGCUGCAUGCGGUGCAUGGGGGGAUUGCAGGAACCUUUACCUUCUCAAUUCAGCCCUCACGGUUCUAAUUCCGAAAGCGCCUGACACCGAACAGGUAAAAGAUUUUCGACCCAUAAGCUUGGUUCAUAGCUUCGCCAAGCUUCUCACUAAGAUCCUGCCGAACCACCUUGCGCCUAAACUAUCGACGAUGGUUUCCGUGAGCCAAAGUGCCUUCAUCAGGGGUCGUUGCAUACAUGACAAUUUCCUCCUCGUCCAACAGAUGACCAAGUAUCUCCAUCAUCAUAAGAUGCCCAGAUUCUUCUCAAACUUGAUAUCACGAAGGCCUUUGAUUCUGUUUCUUUGCCUUUCUUGAUUGAGGUUCUUGAGCAUUUAGGCUUUGGGACUCGGUGGAGGAGCAUCUUGUGCACUCUGUUGGCAUCCUCAUAGUCUCGUGUCCUACUCAAUGGCUAUCCAGGCAACGUGAUCUUGCACCGCAGAGGGCUCCGUCAGGGUGACCCGUUGUCUCCGAUGCUUUUUAUCUUGGUUAUGGAUGUCCUCAAUGCCCUCUUCGCCAAGGCGGUUGAGGAGGGUCUCUUGCAACCGCUGACCAACAGGGAGAUUGGACAUCGCGUGUCGAUGUACGCAGAUGAUGUGGUCCUCUUCUGCCACCCGUCGGACAAGGAUAUGUCCGUCGCCUCACACAUUUUGCAACGCUUGGGGGGGGGGGCGUUAGGGCUUUACACUAACAUGCAAAAGAGCUCAGUGAUUCCGAUUCAAUGUCAGGAGAGCAAUUUAGACACCGUCCGCUCUGAGCUCUCGUGCAAGGUCGUGAAUUUUCCGUGCAAUUAUUUGGGGCUUCCCCUUUCAAUCAGCAGACUUUCCAAGGUAGACCUCCAGCCGAUUGUGGAUAAAAUUGAUGAUAAGUUACCGGGAUGGAAGGCGGCGCUGUUUAAUACUGUCGGUCGCUCCGUUCUGGUCAGCGCAGUGCUCAUGGCGACUCCCAUUUACACUCUCUUGGCCUUAGACGUGCCCAAAUGGGUGAUUAAGGCUGUAGAUAAGCGUAGGAGGGAAUUUUUAUGGAGGGGACGCCGUGAUGUGCAAGGUGGUCAUUGUGCGGUGGCAUGACAGCGGGUAUGUCGACCGCGGGAACUAGGUGGACUCGGCAUCCAUAACCUCGUCUUGCUAGGCUGGGCGCUUAGAAUGAAAUGUCUUUGGCUGCAGAAAACCCAGCCAAAUCGACCUUGGGUGGCUCUCAGCAUUCCGGCUCAUUCCAAUGCCUUUUGUGAAGAAGCGGGCGUUUGCCAAGUGAACGGUUCAUGAAGCCCUGCAAAAUCGAGCCUGGAUCCAAGACAUCCGAGGGGAUCUCUCAGUUCAGGCACUGUUUGAUUAUUUGCUGGUUUGGGAUGAGCUUCAGGGGAUGAUUCUCCAUGACAACCAACCUGAUCAGCAUGUAUGGACGCCGUCGGCCACCGGUGAAUUCUCGACUUCGUCUGCCUAUAGACGUUUCUUCAUGGGUGCUAUUGAGUUUGAACCUUGCAAAAGAAUUUGGAACACCUGGGCGCCGCGCCGGGUCAAGAUAUUCAUCUGGUUGGCCACUUUAGAUCGAUGCUGGAUGGCGGAUCGACUUGUGCGCAGGGGUCUUCAGCACCUACCGGCUUGCCCGUUGUGCGACCAGGAGGAUGAAACAAUGGGGCACCUUCUUAUGGACUGUGUGUUUGCUCAGGAGAUGUGGUUCAAGGUGCUUCAUCAGGUUGGAUUGCAGGGGCUGGCACCUGAUGGAGUCCAUUUAGGAUUUCAAAACUGGUGGCGGAGAGUACACAACGUGCUCCAAAGGAUUCUCGUAAGGGUCUUAGUACUUUGGUGGACCUCGUAGCUUGGUCUAUUUGGAAACACCGAAACCGCUGUGUUUUCGAUGGAGAUCGACCUUGUGUGCAGAAGCUGCUGCAGGACAUCUUUGACGAAGCCAGGGUUUGGGCGACGGCGGGUGCAAUGGGUUUGCGUUCUCUAUUAGGUUGAGGACUCAGAGAGUUUUGCUGGAGGUCGUUUUCAUUGUAAAAGACGCGUCUGCUUGUUGUAACUAACCUGGCCGUUGGUACGACUCUGUAUACCGUUGGCUCUUUAUCUUAAUAUAAUGAUACAUAGCUCUCCUGCGUGUUCGAGAAAAAAAAAAGUUUGAGUUAAACAAGGUGAGGCGUGUGGCACUAGUAUUUGCUUUGGAAAUGAUACAACAAUGCAACUAUAAAAUGAUUCAUUCUUGGCUUAAAGUUGUUUGGUUAAGUAGCUCAAAAUUUUGACAUCUCUAUAUGUGGAAAUUUACAGCUAAAUACUACAGUACAUUGUACUUGUUGAUGGCUAUGAUAUGUUAUGAUGAUAUUCCACAUUCACUCCUGUUGCAACUUGUUGCUCAAAUUUCAAGAUGCCCUUUCUAUAUAUUCUAUAGGACGAUGUAAAUUUCCACCUUUUUGGUCUUGAAAUGUAGACUAAGCUAUUCUAAACCACUACAUUCAGAGAAUUGCUUGGAAUAGUUUGUGCCUUGAUGUUUAGAAGAGUCUUGGCUAUGCUUUUGUACGGUUGGUGAUGAGAUCAGGCUGCUCUAACCCCCUGCAGAGGCGUGGUGUUUCGGUGUUCUUUCUGUCUUUGUGUUUGUGUUGUGUUCGAGUUGUGUGUGUGUGCAUUUGUAUUUGGUCCGCUUUGGACUUUUUCCUCCUUAAUAUAAUGAUGCGCAGUUAUCCUUCGCGUUCGAGAAAAAAAAAAUGCUUUUGUACAGCACAUGCACCAGUAUGGACAUUUUGCUCAUAUAUCUCAAGUGCUAAAUUGUGCUGAUGUAAGCAAUUUUAAGAGUACAGAAGUAAAUAUGCCAAUUUGAAGUAUAGGUAAAAUAUCUCUUAUCUCCUGUAUCUCAGAAAAAAUACCAGUCUGGUGCCAUUUACCUUUAUUAUCGAUGUUAAGUAUUUAAAGUUGGAUUUGUCAAUACUCCAUUAAAAAUUAUGCUGCUUGCUGUGGCAUUUUAGUUUAAUGAUGUGUUUGCUUUCUUUUUUUUCCUCAUCUGGUGCCUUGUAACAUAAUUCCCCCCCUUUUUUUUGGUAUAUAUGCUGUUGCAGACUUGCAGAUUCUAUUGGUUUGACAUCAAAUAGCAACUUUACAGUUAUCUGUCUCCCAUUCUUUGAACACAGUAUUAUUGAAGUGUGGUUGGCAUUAAUCUGGUCAGCUCUACCCCCAAAGCAACUUCUAGAAUGCCAAGUUGAUGCUCAUGUUUUUUGAUUGGGAUAAUAUAUCUAUAAUUUACUCUUCCUGCUGAUCAAGAGGAAGUGCCUUCUUUACUAGGGAUAAUUUCUGUGGAGAACAAACUAAAGCAUGGAACAAUUAUAUGGAAUCGUGUCUCACCUGGAGAACCAAAAAAACCAGAAGCAGAAAGGACAAACUAAAGCCUCUGAAAAAGAUUCUUAUUUGGUAGAAUCUCCAACAUAACCACUCCAUUUGCUGCGUCUGUCUUGGUGGCUACUGGUGAUGAAGGUAUCAAUGGUCACAAUCUACAAGGUUAGAUCAACUCACCGGGCUGAAGGACGUGACAAAUAUUUUCUGUGGAUAUUGCACCUGUCUUUGAGAAGACAAAGCAUCACCAAACAUGUCAAAUUCCAACUGAGCCAGACGCAUUUGAAUUCGCCUCAGGACUAGGCCUGUCUCAGUGCUAUGUAUUCUUCACUUGCCAUAUGCUGUUCAAAGCGAAAGAUGAUGCUGAUUGGGACUUCGCAAUUUUGUCGUGAGUUUACUACUUUCUUGGUGCUGUCAUGUCCAUGAUUGCAGGUUACCGAACAUUACCUGUUGGAAAAAUGGUGCUCUUGCAUUGGCAGCAAUUACAAGUAGGUAGGCAUCUUGUGCCUUUUGCAGUUCCCUUGUGGAGUUGUGGUCCAUAAUAGAGUGCUCAUUGCAUCAAAACUGAUAAAAUGCUAGAUGGUGUGGUAUUGAUGUCCCCUGUUCUUUUGUAGUUCCCCUUUUCCUUUUCUAAGAAAUCCUUGGUCUUAAUAGAUUGUAACUCUGUGGUUUCUUAUACAACCGUAGGGGACUCCCCUACUGUUUUCCUGUAAAAAAAAUACUCUGUGGUUUCUACCUGGCAAAUUUAUUGCGGCUAUCA